Emys orbicularis (European pond turtle) is the source of this 1467-nucleotide messenger RNA. RefSeq names its product Sep (O-phosphoserine) tRNA:Sec (selenocysteine) tRNA synthase (gene SEPSECS). Gene Ontology annotation, molecular function: tRNA binding; O-phosphoseryl-tRNA(Sec) selenium transferase activity. The record is from RefSeq and is a predicted model, not a curated record. Bases 1 to 1467 code for a protein of 488 amino acids. The transcript is spliced from 11 exons. NCBI's taxonomy places the organism in Eukaryota, Metazoa, Chordata, Testudines, Emydidae. Gene Ontology annotation, biological process: selenocysteine incorporation; conversion of seryl-tRNAsec to selenocys-tRNAsec.
AUGAACGGUGAGAAUUUCGGCGCUAGCGAGAGGCUGGUGAACGCGGCCUACGUGCGGCAGGGGGCGCAGGGCCGGCGCGCGCAUGAGCUGCGCCUGCGGGUGUUGCUGGAGCAGGGCAAGUGUCCUGAAGAUGGAUGGGAUGAAAGUACCAUCGAACUCUUUCUUCAUGAACUUGCCAUUAUGGAUAGCAACAAUUUUCUGGGCAACUGUGGUGUGGGUGAGAGGGAAGGAAGAGUGGCUUCAGGAAUGGUUGCCCGUCGGCAUUACAGGUUAAUCCAUGGCAUUGGGAGGUCAGGGGAUAUUUCUGCUGUCCAGCCUAAAGCUGCAGGUUCUAGCCUUUUGAACAAACUUACUAAUUCAAUAGUUCUGGACAUUAUAAAGCUGGCUGGUGUCCGGACAGUGACCAAUUGCUUUGUGGUUCCUAUGGCAACUGGCAUGAGUCUAACCCUGUGUUUCUUAACACUGCGGCACAAGAGACCAAAGGCAAAGUAUAUUAUUUGGCCACGCAUAGAUCAGAAAUCCUGCUUUAAAUCUAUGAUAACUGCAGGUUUUGAGCCAGUGGUGAUAGAGAAUGUAUUGGAAGGUGAUGAGCUGCGCACAGACGUAAAGGCGGUAGAGGCUAAAAUCCAGGAUCUUGGAGCUGAAAAUGUUCUCUGUGUUCAUUCUACUACAUCUUGCUUUGCUCCAAGGGUACCUGACAGACUGGAAGAACUGGCUGUGAUUUGUUCUAAUUAUGACAUUCCUCAUAUUGUCAACAAUGCAUAUGGAGUUCAGUCUUCAAAAUGUAUGCAUCUCAUCCAGCAGGGUGCUCGAGUAGGUAGAAUAGAUGCUUUCAUCCAGAGCUUGGACAAAAAUUUUAUGGUUCCAGUAGGUGGUGCUAUCAUUGCUGGCUUCAAUGAUUCCUUCAUCCACGAUAUCAGCAAGAUGUACCCAGGAAGAGCGUCAGCAUCUCCUUCCUUAGAUGUCCUCAUUACACUAUUGUCCCUGGGUGAAAGUGGCUACAGACAGCUACUAAAAGAGAGAAAGGAAAUGUUUUCCUACCUUUCAAGUCAGCUGAGGAAGCUAGCAGAAGUCUACAAGGAGAGGCUGUUGAACACACCACACAAUCCUAUUUCCUUAGCUAUGUCUCUAGAGAACCUAGAUAAACACAGUGACAUGGCUGUUACUCAGCUUGGAUCUAUGCUUUUCACAAGACAAGUUUCAGGAGCAAGGGUGGUUCCCCUUGGGUCUUUGCAAACAGUGAAUAACUACACUUUCAAAGGCUUUAUGUCACAUACAAAUUACUAUCCCUGUGCUUACCUCAAUGCUGCUUCAGCAAUUGGAAUGAAAAAGCAAGAUGUAGAUCUGUUCCUAAAAAGACUGGAAAAGUGUAUGAAGACUUUUAGAAAAGAAAAGAGCAAUGGAAAAGAUGUGCCUGAAAUGGAUAACUGUACUAAACAUACAAGUACGGGAGAAACUGAAGACUAG